This is a messenger RNA of Fusarium vanettenii 77-13-4, 1695 nucleotides long. RefSeq lists its product as uncharacterized. The transcript has a single exon. Gene Ontology annotation, cellular component: nucleus. Gene Ontology annotation, biological process: positive regulation of transcription by RNA polymerase II. The record is from RefSeq and is a predicted model, not a curated record. NCBI's taxonomy places the organism in Eukaryota, Fungi, Ascomycota, Sordariomycetes, Hypocreales, Nectriaceae. Gene Ontology annotation, molecular function: zinc ion binding; transcription cis-regulatory region binding; DNA-binding transcription factor activity, RNA polymerase II-specific. Bases 1 to 1695 code for a protein of 564 amino acids.
AUGGAGGCUCACAUCCCUGGCAUUGGGACAUAUGAGUCGCGUGCUCUCUCGCAGCAUGUGCCAGCUCCCCGCAGCAAACCCCGGUCUAGGAAUGGAUGCUGGACCUGCCGUGGCAAGGCGGCAAAGAAGCGAUGCGACGAGACACGCCCCAUUUGCGGCAGAUGCUCCCGGCUUGGCCUUUUCUGCGAUUAUCGCCCAAGACCACGGAAGUCAAAGGCAUCAAGAUCGUCACCAAGCCCGUCUUUGACACCGAGGCGGCCGAACCCUAUUUCCCCUGCCGCCAGUUUGACCCCUCCUACCGAAGCCUCCUGCUCACUCUCACUGGCCCACACCGACCAUGAAGCUAUUCGCUAUUUCCGGACGGCAUUCGCCAGCCUUCAUCACACCAAAAACCAGGAAUACUCAUGUAUCUCCAUCAUGUUUAACCUUGCCCAGGAGGACCCGAUGGUCAUGCACAUGGCUCUAGCGCUCAGCUUCGGGGACAUGGAUCUAAAACGUCCCAAUCCAUCCCCGAAUUGCACCCAGCGACCAACUUAUCAUUACUCCUCUGCCUUGCGUCUCUUAUCAGAUGCGGUUGGCCGCGAAGAGCCAUGCGAAGACUUCGAUUCCCUUCUCACGACUCUAUGGCUCAUGAUCCUAUAUGAACAACAGUUUGGGCACUCGCAGAGUCAGGGUUGCACCAAUCAUAUCAAGGGAGCAGCCUCUCUUCUUCAACAUCGUAUGAACAAGCUUCUCCGGUUCCCAACAUCCGACCACGACGUGGAUGCGCCAGCUUGUGCUCUGACACGAAGGUCGAGUUCAGAUACAAGGCCGAUGCUUUCGUUGUACUCAGCCCGUAUGCUGGUAUGGAUCUCUGGGUCGGACGCUGCCGCAGCUUCCACAGGGGCAGGUGGUCACUUCAACCGGACCUUGAUGUCUCUGCUAUCUGAAGCGCAACCCGAUGAUAGUGGCACCAAUCUGAAUGACCCUUUUGGACCUCCUCCACUGUCUCCUUUGCAAACCUACAUGCGCAUGCACCGCUACUCGAACCCAUUAUACCGUGUUGCCUGGGGCCACGCAUAUCCCCAAGCCGAACUUUUGGACGAUCUUCAGAAUCGAAACAUUUACAAUCUCUUGACUGUCUGUAACCUCCUGCGCUUCAUGGUGGCCGAACUGGCUACUGCCCCCGAUAUUUCAUCAGACGAGUUUCAACAGCGGGCAGCAAGCGUUGCUUCCGCUAUUAGGAACGCCAAUUAUACCUACGCAGAGCUGUUGGAAGUUUCUCGCGAAUUGUGUACCGAGACGGAUCAUAGCCAGAGACUCGUCGCCAAUAUCCGAUACAUCGUUCCCAUCUUCUACGCUAUCCAACUCGAAUUCCUCCGCAUCACACAACCAAACUCACCUCUCGGGCAAGGAAAAAGGCAGCGAUUCCUUCUUGCAGAAAUCAUAAGACUGGCAUUCCAAUUGCGUAGUCACUGGGGCGACGAUGGGUUGAGGAAGAUUGCGUGGCCACUCUUUUUGGCUGGACUGGAGACGGAUGACUUACUCCAUCGUGAGUGGAUACUUGAGAGGUUUCAAAAGAUGAGCGAGAUGGGGCAGCAUCUAAAGCGAGCGUUCAAUUUCCUCAAGGAUGCCUUAGCUAUUCAGCAGGGCAAUGGCCGGAGAGUUGACAUCAGAGAGAUGAUGAAGCAGUACCCCACGUUUGUGCUGGGCUAG